AGGAUACUAACCAUUGGACAUAAAACAUCUCUUAACCUAAUUUUGGACUAUAAAUUGAAUGAAAAAUUGAUAUCAAAAUACAGGCUGGAAAGAAAAGAGGCAAAACGGCAGCAGGACCAUCUUCUCCUUCAAAUUUGUAGCUUCCAAACAACCUCUGGUCCCAGUCACGGACAAUAAUCAAAGAAAGAAAAUGGAUUCUGAUAUGAUCAAGCUAUGCAAAGAAAGACUAGAGAAGAAAAUUAAGAAACAGAAAGCUGAUCUUAUUCGAAAGGAGGUUGAGCACCAUCGGUCGAUAAUGACUCCUUUGUAUGAAAAAAGGAAUGAAGUAAUUAAGACGAUUCCGAACUUUUGGCUUACUGUUUUUCUGAACAAUAAAACUCUAAGCAAACAAUUGAACAACACAGAUAAAAAGAUUUUCGAGUUCUUAAGUUCCAUUGAGGUUGACAAAUUUGAAGCUGGUCAUUCAAUCGAUUUUGUUUUUCAAACUAAUGACUAUUUUAGUAAUACCAAUCUGAAAAAGACUUUUACCUACAAUGAAGAUGGUGAAUUAGUAAGCAUUAACUCUACAAAAAUUGACUGGAAACCUAACAAAGGAAUUCCGGACAAAAUUGAUCACAACAAUGAAGGAUUGUCUACUUCCAAUCUGAGUUUCUUUCAUUGGUUCUAUAGCACAAUGGAGAAAGAUGAACUGAUUUUUGAAGAUAAGAUUGCAGGGAUAAUUAAAGAUGAAGUAUUCCCAGAUGCUCUCAAAUUUUUAGACGAUGAUCAUAAUAACCUUGAAGGUGAAGGUCCAUCAGAAGAAAGAAAUUAUUAAGUAAUUGAUGACGAUUGAGGAGAAAAAUCAGUGUGAACAUGGUGCUCCAGUUCUUGGUGUCAUUCGAAUCGAUGUGCAGAGCAGGAGUUUUCUGAGUUAAUUCGGGUUUGCAUAAAGUUUGUUUUGAUCAUAUUUCAACCGGUGUGCUGCAAUGAAGAAACAUACUUUGGAAAUUUGCUCUUAAGCCCUCCAAUUUGCUCCCAAGCCCCCCCAAAAUUUCGUUCUUUCAAUUAAGUUUGGAAAUUACCUUCCAAACUUAGAUUGUUGUUGGGUGUAGUUUUCGUCAGUUUUGUUUUCCCUGUAUUUGUUUUAGAAUUUAGUGUUGUUCUAAGGAUUAGGCAUGGUGUUAUAUAAGUGAAUGAAGAAUGGUAGGUUACAUUUUUAUAUUUGAAGAGUGGGAUCGGAAGAUACAUUCCGAAUUGGAUUAAUGUGAUAUUGGCUCGGUAGUUACGUCCCGAACUAACAUGUUCGGAACGUAACUUUCAAACUGAAUUUAUGUGUAAAAAUGGA
Molecule: messenger RNA, 1324 nt
Organism: Trifolium pratense (red clover)
Lineage: Eukaryota; Viridiplantae; Streptophyta; Magnoliopsida; Fabales; Fabaceae
Product: NAP1-related protein 2-like
Exons: 10
Coding region: 191-814 (207 amino acids)
Biological process (GO): nucleosome assembly
Cellular component (GO): nucleus; chromatin
Molecular function (GO): histone binding; chromatin binding
Source: RefSeq, a predicted model, not a curated record